This is a messenger RNA of Naegleria fowleri, 2127 nucleotides long. RefSeq lists its product as uncharacterized. Bases 1 to 2127 code for a protein of 708 amino acids. Lineage: Eukaryota; Heterolobosea; Eutetramitea; Acrasida; Naegleriidae. The record is from RefSeq and is a predicted model, not a curated record. The transcript has 2 exons.
AUGUCGCACAGCAACGACAAGCCUCAUCACCACCAACAAGAAGCGGAGGACAGCAAUGAAGCUAUUUACUAUUCUUCAUCAACACCCACUGGUGCAAACUCAAACAAUUGUACCUCCAGCAAUUCCAAAGAGGUCUCUUCAUCCGAAAAGAAACCAAGUUCUUCCUCCUCUUCUACAAGCGUUCCAAUCAUCAAACAAGAUCCAGAGUCAGAAGACGACGAGGAUUAUGAAGACUAUGAAGAAAAUUCCGAAGAUAUUGAAGAAAUAGACAAUGAAAUAUUAGAACUUGCCAAGUUAGAAUCCAAACACGAUUUAUUCGAUCACAUGAUGAUGCAAUUUAUCAUGGGACAAGACGGAACAUUGAUCAAAACGAAUCAUGAUCCUUUUGCCUAUGACGAGGAUGAUGAUGGAAUCGGAGAGGAGAGUGAUGACGAGGAUGAUGAUUACUACGAUGUGGAUGAUGACGAUGAGGAUGAUUUCUUUGAUGCAGAAUUGGGAGAAGAGUUUUUCAACCAAAUGCUCAACAGUGUAAAUAAGCAAAAGUUUGAUCAUGUAUUGUCUCCGAUGAAAAAGACCUCGGGUUCCUCCUCAAAAAGUAAGAAUGUAGAUAUUCAACAAGUGGAUGAUGCUGUGGAACUAGAUUUAGUAACAGGAGGUGCUCGUGAAAUUAUGAAGCAAUUAGAGGAAGAUGAAUCCAUUGAAAAUGAUCAAGAUUUCCAAGAGGGUAUUUUCCCUACUUUUCAAAAUGACAAUUAUUCAUCCUUGAUUCAACAAGUUUCACUCUUUAUUUCGACCGAUAUUUGCAUGAGUGAAAACUCUGGAUACUAUAAUAUAUUUCAAAGUGCCAUGAAACGAUUUUACAUGGAUCUGAAGAGAUAUUUGCUCACUCAAAAAGUAAGAAAGGAAUCGAAUGAUCCUACGUUGCAAGUGUCCACAACAAUGACUAGUGAAGAUUUAAAGAUUCGGUGUUAUGAAGUUCAACCAAGUGUGAAUUAUCUCCAACAUGUUGUCACAAAUGCAUUCCAUCCAAAAUCUAGUCAACACAAAAGUGAAAAUAUUCUUGAAAAUAGUGAACUCAUUCGAGUAGCUAAGAAAGUGAUACAAUCUAAAAUUGAAAAGAAAGAAAAAUUAUCAAAGAUCAUGAAAGAUUUUGUAUGGACAGAAGAUUUCGAUACUAAUAGAACUUCAAUAUCUGGAGAAGAAGAAAUGGAAGAAUUUGAUGACGAUCCUAAUGAUCCAGAAUAUGAAUCAGUUGAUAAUCCUGAUGAAUUAGACAAGUUGAAGAGAUUCAAGACCAAUGGAGGUCACAUUAAAUUGUUAAAAAUUGGCAACUUUGUUCCAGCUGUGAAUUAUGAUGGACAAUAUCUAUUGAAAGCCUCACCACUCACAAAGAAGCUCUAUUACAAAUUUUUUACCUUUUUACCAAGAUAUUAUCCUCAUCCUAAAACAUUUUCUGAGAAACAAUAUUUGGAAAAUAUUUUAAUGACCUCGUCGGUAAAUGCAAAAACGUUCAAUACGGAGGUACUCAGAGAUUUUUCACGGUUCAAAAUCAGCCACAUGUUAUCUAUAGAGAUUGACUAUGAGGAUAUUAUUGGCAUUCAUUUGCAGAAAGUUCCCAUUUCCAAAUCCAUCCAAGAUCAUCCACUUGGCCUGUUGGUAUUAGAUCUGAAACAAAAACCAAAAUUUUACACAAAAAGGAUCUAUUGCACAGAAUUUGAAAGAAAUGAAUCUAGAGAAAGAACAGACUUUACCAAAAAUAAGCAAGCAUCUCAAUACAGCAAACAUUACAUUAUUGGAGACGACAGAGAGUUGAGACGAAUAUUAUCAGUCAUGAUACACAGUGACAAUAGUGGACGAUUAGCACAAAUAUACGAACAAGGGAUGCAAGACAUUAGUUUCCAAAACGAGCCAUCUUGGACUAUGGAAGAACAAAUUCCAAAGAAACGAGAGAACCAAGAAAUGGUCAUUCCUUUCAACCCUGAUUUACCUGAAGGAUUUUUAGUUUAUGAAGAUGAAGAAGAAGAAAUGAUGAACCACGCUAAUUAUGAUUCUGAAAUAGAUGAAUUUGAUUUCAGGAACAUUGAAACAGUGCAUCUUUAUGAUUAUCCUAACGCAUCAGAAGAAUAA